Pongo pygmaeus (Bornean orangutan) is the source of this 570-nucleotide messenger RNA. RefSeq names its product interferon alpha-1/13. Gene Ontology annotation, biological process: defense response. Gene Ontology annotation, molecular function: cytokine receptor binding. NCBI's taxonomy places the organism in Eukaryota, Metazoa, Chordata, Mammalia, Primates, Hominidae. The record is from RefSeq and is a predicted model, not a curated record. Gene Ontology annotation, cellular component: extracellular region. The transcript has a single exon. The coding region runs from base 1 to 570 and encodes 189 amino acids.
AUGGCCUCGCCCUUUGCUUUACUGAUGGCCCUGGUGGUGCUCAGCUGCAAGUCAAGCUGCUCUCUGGGCUGUGAUCUGCCUGAGACCCACAGCCUGGAUAACAGGAGGACCUUGAUGCUCCUGGCACAAAUGAGCAGAAUCUCUCCUUCCUCCUGUCUGAUGGACAGACAUGACUUUGGAUUCCCCCAGGAGGAGUUUGAUGGCAACCAGUUCCAGAAGGCUCCAGCCAUCUCUGUCCUCCAUGAGCUGAUCCAGCAGAUCUUCAACCUCUUUACCACAAAAGAUUCAUCUGCUGCUUGGGAUGAGGACCUCCUAGACGAAUUCUGCACUGAACUCUACCAGCAGCUGAAUGACUUGGAAGCCUGUGUGAUGCAGGAGGAGAGAGUGGGAGAAACUCCCCUGAUGAAUGCGGACUCCAUCUUGGCUGUGAAGAAAUACUUCCGAAGAAUCACUCUCUAUCUGACAGAGAAGAAAUACAGCCCUUGUGCCUGGGAGGUUGUCAGAGCAGAAAUCAUGAGAUCCCUCUCUUUAUCAACAAACUUGCAAGAAAGAUUAAGGAGGAAGGAAUAA